Onthophagus taurus is the source of this 1006-nucleotide messenger RNA. RefSeq names its product balbiani ring protein 3-like. Lineage: Eukaryota; Metazoa; Arthropoda; Insecta; Coleoptera; Scarabaeidae. The record is from RefSeq and is a predicted model, not a curated record.
ACUCACUCACAGACGUAAAUCUAAAUCUGUAGUAUAAAACAGCAAAAUAAUUGCGGUUUGUCUUAAAUUAAUUACGAUGUUGUUAAUAUACAUGUUAGUCAUAAUUACGUUUGCGUCUGCUAGGCGUCCACGUACUGGUCCAUGGCCAAGCGAUAGCCACUGUGAAGGUAAAAACGAUUACUUUUACUUGGAUCCGGCAGACUCGUGCUCAUGUUGGUGUAUAAAAGAAAAACUAUUUUGUCCAGAGUGUUUUGAUCCAACAACUAAUGAUGCGAUUCCUUAUUGUAAGCAUCAAGAAGAUCAUCAAAUAGAUCCAAACGAUCCAUGUUCGUGUUGGUGUAUUAAUGAGGAAAUGGUUUGUAAUGGUUGUACCACUGAAGAGCCAACAACUACUCUUUGCUCAACUGAUUAUCCCAUCGAUCCAACAAAUCCAUGUUCUUGUUUCUGUGUAGAUGGGAUAUUGGCAUGUCCAACAUGUCCACCAGAAACAACUACUAAUGAUAAUAUUUGUGAAGGAAAAGAGGAUGGUCCAUUAGAUCCAAAUGACCCAUGUUCCUGUUGGUGCCUUUCCGGUUGGCUUGCAUGCCCAGGCUGUACGACAACAGAAACAACCACAAGUGAUAAUAUUUGUGAAGGAAAAGAGAAUGGUCCAUUAGAUCCAAAUAACCCAUGUUCAUGUGUAUGCCUCGAUGGGUGGCUUGCUUGCCCAGAUUGUCCAACAGAAACUACAACAUCCGAAAAUAUUUGUGAAGGAAAAGAAGAUGGUCCUAUAGAUCCAAAUGACCCAUCUUCAUGUUGGUGCCUUUCCGGUUGGGUUGCAUGCCCAGCGGAUACCACAACAGAAACAACCACAAAUGAUAAUAUUUGCGAAGGAAAAGAAGAUGGUCCGUUAGUUCCAAGUGACUCAUGCUCAUGUAUGUGUCUUGGCGGAUGGCUUGUAUGCCCCACAUGUGGAACUGGAUCACCAAUUACUGAAGAAAGCAUUUUUGUUAAAGCCAAUAAUUAA